GAGCGCAGUGACACGACGCAGUUGCGAAUCGACCAUCCUUCCAUACGGAUCGAAUAACAUCGUGUAUCUUAUAACCGCAUUAGUUUAGUAUUACUAGAUCCAAAACUAAAACUGAAGUCUACAGAUAAUUUAAUUUAUUUUAUUUUCAUUUAAUUUAAUUAAAAACGGUUAAAAUGUCGUCGUGUGAGUUAAAAUCACAAAAUGGCAAUGGUAAACUUAAAGAGGAGGAAGAGAAAAAUGGCAACGGGAAAGAAUCUGAUACAAUGUAUCCAGAUGGGACGGUAAAACUGCGCAAUCCAAACAUCGAGCUGAUGGACCAAGAUAUUCUCUACCAUCUGGCACUUGGAAGUGGUUCGCAUGAUUUGGUUGAGAUGUUCGGGGAUGUUAAGUUUAUUUGUAUGGGAGGUACUCCAAAACGCAUGGAAAACUUCGCCAACUACAUUAUGAAAGAAAUUGGUCAUAAGCUACCGACGGGCACGACGCUUUUCGACAUCAGCCAGUAUUCCUAUCGUUAUAGCAUGUAUAAAGUCGGACCGAUUCUUUCAAUCAGUCAUGGUAUGGGCGUGCCAUCAAUCAGCAUCCUGCUGCACGAGAUAAUCAAGUUGAUGUACCAUGCGCGCGUCAAAGACCCGGUCUUUUUCCGCAUCGGCACAUGUGGUGGCAUCGGCGUAGAUGGCGGCACUGUCGUUAUCAGUGACGAUGCGUGCGACGGCAUGCUUAAGGACUACUACGAGGUGCCCAUGUUGGGCAAAAACGUUCGCAGGCCAGCGAAACUUGACAGGCGUUUGGUGCGCGAGAUUAAAGCGUGUGCGGAUCCGGAGGAUCCGUAUGAUACCGUCACGGGGAAGACAAUGUGUACGAGUGACUUCUAUGAAGGUCAAGGCCGAUUGGAUGGCGCAUUCUGUGAGUAUAACGAACAGGAUAAGAUCGACUACCUCAACAAACUAAAAGAAUCCGGGGUGGUUAAUAUCGAAAUGGAGGCGAUACCCUUCGCUGCGCUCACUCAUCACGCCGGUAUAAAAGCUGCCAUUAUUUGCGUCGCGCUCUUGGACCGUUUCAAGGGUGACCAGGUGUCUACACCGAAAGAAGUGUUGAACGAAUGGCAAAUUCGACCGCAAAAACUGGUCGCCAGUUACAUCAAACGUUAUCUCCAGUCGAAAGGAAGACAUUCCUUCGAAGGACACGGUUCGAUGGCGGUGAAGAGCCCGCGGCGAUUCAAAUUGGUGCAGCAGGAGUCGCAAACUUUCGAAUAAUUACGCAUUUUGUUUCUAUUUUGAUUUAUUUUUAAGUGAUUCAAUCAAAAGUUUAAGGAUUUUAGUUGUAUAAGCUUAAUUAUUGUUGUAAUAAUUACAUAUUAUUACUGAUUAUUGAUUA
This is a messenger RNA of Dalotia coriaria, 1374 nucleotides long. RefSeq names its product uridine phosphorylase 1. Gene Ontology annotation, biological process: uridine catabolic process; nucleotide catabolic process. Gene Ontology annotation, cellular component: cytoplasm; cytosol. Lineage: Eukaryota; Metazoa; Arthropoda; Insecta; Coleoptera; Staphylinidae. Gene Ontology annotation, molecular function: uridine phosphorylase activity. The record is from RefSeq and is a predicted model, not a curated record.